AUGGGUGACUUCACAAGCUAUGGAGGCUCUGACGAGGAGAACGCCGAGAUUCGAAAGCUCAAUACCGAAGUCGAAGCCGACCCCGACAGCUUCGAGGCUUGGGAGAAACUGGUGCGCGCGUGCGAAAGCCUCGAAGGCGGUCUCAAUAGAAACUCCAGCCCCCAGGCCCUAGCAACACUGCGCGAUGCGUACGACCGAUUCCUCAUCAAGUUCCCUCUCCUGUUCGGGUACUGGAAGAAGUACGCCGACCUCGAGUUCAACAUCUCGGGCCCAGAAUCGGCGGAGAUGGUCUACGAGCGAGGCUGCGCCAGUAUCACCAACUCGGUCGACCUCUGGACCGACUAUUGCUCCUUCAAGAUGGAGACCACUCAUGUCGCGCAUCUCGUGAGAGAACUCUUCGAGCGGGCUGCGACCUACGUGGGACUCGAUUUCCUGGCACAUCCCUUCUGGGAUAAGUAUAUCGAGUACGAGGAGCGGCAAGAGGCCCACGAUAAGAUCUACGCGAUCCUCAAGCGUGUCAUCCACAUACCCAUGCACCAGUAUGCGCGGUACUACGAGAGAUUCCGAACGCUGUCGCACUCCAGGCCCCUGGAAGAAGUGGUCGAGCCGGAGGUUCUGACUCGGUUCCGAGCCGAGGUCGACGCUGAGGCUGCCCCAUUCGGUGUGGUCAAGUCGGAACUCGAGAUCGAACGCGACAUAAGGGCAAAGGUCGAUGCCACGUUCUAUGACGUCUUCCAAACAACUCAAUCCGAGACGACAAAGCGUUGGACGUAUGAGUCGGAAAUCAAGCGGCCGUACUUUCAUGUCACGGAGCUGGACCACUCCCAGCUUGCAAAUUGGCGCAAGUACCUGGAUUUUGAGGAGGCCGAAGGUGACCUCCCCAGGGUCACCGCGCUGUACGAGAGGUGCUUGGUCACAUGCGCUUUUUACGACGAGUUCUGGUUCCGAUAUGCGCGAUGGAUGCAGGCGCAGCCCAACAAGGACGAAGAGGUCCGCAACAUCUUCCUCCGCGCAGUUACCUUGUACGUGCCAAUUAGCAGACCUGGCAUCAGGCUGCAGUUUGCCUAUUUCGAGGAAACGUGCGGGCGUAUCGAUGUGGCCCGCGCCGUCCACGAGGCUAUCCUGAUGAAGAUACCAAACUGUGUUGAGGCGAUCAUCUCAUGGGCCAACCUGCAGAGGCGACAAAGCGGUCUCGAUGCGGCCAUUGAUGUGUACAAGGCGCAGAUCGACUCUCCAGGGGUUGACCUCUACACCAAGGCUGCCCUUGUCACGCAAUGGGCCUUGCUCCUGUGGAAGGUGAAGGGGUCUGUCGAGGAGGCGCGGACCGUCUUCCGUUCGAAUGUGCAGUGGUACUCUGACAGCCGGGAGUUCUGGAGCAAGUGGCUGGACUUUGAGCUCGAACAGCCGACCAACACGGAGCUGGAAGCGGAGCAUGGCAAGCGCAUCGAACACGUCAUUGACGAAAUGCGAGCACGGAGUCGCAUGUCCGUGGCUACGAAGAAGCACCUGUGCGGAAAGUAUUUGAACUACCUUCAGCAGCGCGGCGGCGAGGAUUCCAUGAAGAAAUUCCUGCUGAUCGAUCGCGAGAUGUUCGGCCCUCUGUCCAUCUCCAAGGACAAGUUUGCAGCCAAGGACAACGGCGUGCCCUUGGGCGAACUUGACGAGGCCACACAGCAGAAGGCUGAGGCUCACUACUUCAGCUUUUACGAACUUCAUGUCGACGCGGACCCCAAAGCGAAUGGCCCCGCUGAUUUCCACUGA
Diaporthe citri is the source of this 1761-nucleotide messenger RNA. RefSeq lists its product as uncharacterized. Gene Ontology annotation, cellular component: U2-type prespliceosome; U1 snRNP; commitment complex. Gene Ontology annotation, molecular function: protein binding. Gene Ontology annotation, biological process: mRNA 5'-splice site recognition; RNA processing. Lineage: Eukaryota; Fungi; Ascomycota; Sordariomycetes; Diaporthales; Diaporthaceae. The transcript is spliced from 4 exons. The record is from RefSeq and is a predicted model, not a curated record. Bases 1 to 1761 code for a protein of 586 amino acids.